GUUUCCAACGUAAUGCAGCAGAACUUUGAUUGGUCCGUGGAGCUAUUCUACAAAGCACAGGAGCGUAUCCUUUACUUGUACUCUGUAUGGCCGCACGGAGUGGGCUGGGGACGUGUGCUGCAUAGGAUAAGAUUCUGGCUUACGCUUUGCUUCUGGAUAUUACUGUUCGAUUUGAUACUCUCAAUUUACAUUGUGCUCAACAUAACCGAUUUAAAUGAAAUAAUGAAGGCUUUCUUUCUGCUGGCCACAUGUAUUGCAUACACUGUCGUACACGUCAAGUUCAACGAUGUUAGUUUUCUUCAAAUCAUUGCUAAUCUUCAAGAUGCGCAAUUUUGUUCCGAGAGUGCUGAGGAGCAGCGCAUCUUUGUGGUUGCCCGUGAGCUGAGUCGGGUUGUACGCAACCGGUAUGGGGUUAUAUCUGUGAUGUCUUUAGUUACUGUGCAGAUAACCCAAUAUAUAAUCGAUAAUACUGAGCUGCCUGUGUCGACAUAUGAUCCCUUUGACGGUGCUCACGGCUCCUUGGGCUACUGGGUUAUGUACUUCUAUCAAUGUGUUGCCAUGUCCAUGGCCUGCUUCUUCAAUAUAUCCUUCGAUUCGCUAUGCUGCUCCCUGUUCAUUUUCGUGAGAUGCCAACUGGAUAUUUUGGCAUUGCGACUGCAAAGCAUCGGACACAAUUGCAACGGUGUCGAGGAAAGUGUGGAAGAAGUGGAGCAUCAGCUGAAGAACUGCAUCCGUUUGCAUAUGAAGAUUGUAGAACUGGCUGCGGAUAUUGAGGCUGUGCUCUAUCUGCCUAUGUCAAUACAAAUAAUGUUUUCCGUGCUGGUUCUUACAUCUGGCUUUUAUGCCAUUUCACUGCUUUCAGAUGAGAAAUUGAUAUUCCUAAAAUUCUUCAUUUACCAAAGUUGCAUGCUCACGCAGGUCUUCGUAUUAUGUUACUUUCCGGGAGAGGUAGCACAGCGCAGCUUGAAACUGUCCCAUGAUCUGUAUAAGUCCAAUUGGGUGAACUGGCAGCGCAGCAAUCGACGCCUGCUGCUGAUGCUAAUGCAACGUCUGGAUAUACCCAUACGGAUCAGGACCCUGGAUGCCAGCCUUGGUUUUGACUUGGCGCUAUUCACUUCGCUAAUUAUAUGCCAUAUGCCAUAUGCCAUGUCCUUGGCCUGGGGUCCUCUAUAA
Drosophila grimshawi is the source of this 1173-nucleotide messenger RNA. Its product is annotated as odorant receptor 46a. Gene Ontology annotation, biological process: detection of chemical stimulus involved in sensory perception of smell; sensory perception of smell. Gene Ontology annotation, cellular component: plasma membrane. Lineage: Eukaryota; Metazoa; Arthropoda; Insecta; Diptera; Drosophilidae. The coding region runs from base 13 to 1173 and encodes 386 amino acids. The transcript has 5 exons. Gene Ontology annotation, molecular function: odorant binding; olfactory receptor activity. The record is from RefSeq and is a predicted model, not a curated record.